Molecule: messenger RNA, 1949 nt
Organism: Mercenaria mercenaria
Lineage: Eukaryota; Metazoa; Mollusca; Bivalvia; Venerida; Veneridae
Exons: 5
Coding region: 187-837 (216 amino acids)
Cellular component (GO): membrane
Source: RefSeq, a predicted model, not a curated record
UUAAGUCACAGACCUCAUCAAAAAGAAUGCUGCGGUAACAAACCUUUAGAAAUGAUAAAGCAGUGUAUGGUUUGAUAUGAACGUUAACUAAUUACAUUUGUUUUUUGAUAGCUGUAGUUGUUAUUACCUUAUAUGGCUUAGGAAAGGAAACACGGGGGAAAAAGGUUGGAAAGAUUUAAUACAAAAAUGUAUUUGUUUGAACUAGUUUGUACAUUCCUGCUGAUACUUUUUUCUGAGGCACAUAUGACAGAGCAGGGCGACGAGAAUUGCAUAAAGCAUUGUCCAACCGGAAUGAUUCCAGACUUUUGUACAAAGCAAGGUUCUGUAAAUAGCUGUCAAUGCGUCAGAGAUGACCGUGAAGGUAUGUUGCAUGGUUACUGGGAUGUUGACAAUAAAAGAAAUCGUUGUAUCCUUCGUUGUUACGAAGGGUACAUAGCAAGUGGAUGUAAUGUACAGCAAAAAUGGAUUGAGGGAAUGCCUACUUGUGUUAAAGAUGACUGGAGAAGAAAAUUGAAAGACUGGGGUAAAACCAGUUUGAAAGUAACGGCGGUGGCAGGAACAGGUGUCGCAGCUGGGGCCGGAGUGGUCGCUGCAACACCGGCUAUCCUCGGCUUACUAGGUUUUGGAUCGGCAGGAGUUGCUGCAGGAUCCACCGCAGCGUCUAUACAAACAGCAACAACAGCUUCAGGAAGUCUAUUUGCUUGGGCUCAAAGUGUGGGUGCUGUCGGAUAUGUCGGCACGGCGGGAUCGACGGUGAUUGGAGGGGGAACAGGUACAGUUGUCAGCGGGGCAACAAAAUACCUUGUAUCAGCAUUUACCGGCUGUGAGGCAGAAUAAUAAACAAUUACCUUGCAUACUUCAAAAUUUCUUUCACUCACAAUUAUUUUUUUCAGUACAUUUAUUUUAUGUCAGUUCAAUUCCUAAGAAACUCAAGGUUAUAAAGGGUAUAAAGUUCCUUUUGGUUACGUAAACAGCUAUAUUAUUUUACUGAAAUGUAAAACACAAUUAGAAAGAUCCAUAUUAUCCACCGAAAGACUAUCUGUGAUCAUGUUAUGUUAUGUAUGACGUCCGGUGAAUGUUUCCCUUUUUGCUGUGCAAUUCUGUAGAAAGAUGGUAUUUUAAUUUUCUUUUAUUUGGGAUAGGACACUUGCAGAUUUAACAACAUAAACUUGUUGCAAUAUAGUUAAAAGUAAUUUGUUUUGUUUUACAUUAAAGUAUUUGAGAUUGUAUUGAAUAAAUAUCUAUUGAAGAUCUAACAUAGAUAAUAUUGUUGGUAUAAUGAUAAAAUACUGAAGUAAUUAGUUAUUAUUUAAAGUUGAUAUUUUCUGAAUUUAGUGUAAAAAUAGAUGCACUUUCUUUUCAGUAGAAAAAUCUGAAUUAAAAAAAAAAUAAAUUUCUAAAUCAGCAACAUGUAAACAAAUAUCGCUUUCGAGCGACUUAGAAUGUUUACAUGUCUAACGUUCCAUGUUUUAGUUUUGCUGGUUUACUUUUCCAUUAGGAACGAACUUUCCUUAAAACUUUAUCUCAACAAUAAGUGUUAGACAAUAUGUUUUUUAUAUAUCUUAUUAUUGAUAUUUGAUCCACAUUUCACAUCACAUAACAUUUAAAUUUGUUAAGUCACUAUGGAUCUUCCAACUUUCCAUUCAAAAAGCCAAUGGAGUCAAUACUUUGAAGCUUUUAAUUUUGAUUCAGAUAUCAACAGGUCCCUUAUAAACUUGCCGAAUAAAUUACUUAAGGCAAAGGCACACGUUGUACGUGAACUAUUGUUAAAGGAUGCUUCUGCAGGACUAUAGUUUACAUUACUAUGUUAUUAUAUGUCUGUACAUUUUUAUGAUUAUGAUUAUUUCAAAAAGGAAAUCUUGGGCAUGUUCAUUAUUCUUUUUAAAUUAAUACACAUAAUUCAAAACAACUGUAUACUAUCCCAUUUCAGAUAUUGUAGAAAAAAGUGU